Molecule: messenger RNA, 1007 nt
Organism: Brachypodium distachyon (stiff brome)
Lineage: Eukaryota; Viridiplantae; Streptophyta; Magnoliopsida; Poales; Poaceae
Product: glutaredoxin-C5
Exons: 1
Coding region: 169-582 (137 amino acids)
Source: RefSeq, a predicted model, not a curated record
GCACCUCCUUUCGCUUGUAGCUCGCCAGUUCUACACAAAGCAACUCACGCUCUGACGCUCAGAAACCACCAUUCGCUUGUUUUAACGCGAGCUAGCUAGCUACUCAAUUAGCAGUACUUCAAUCUUAUACAACAGCUAGCUCGCUAGCUCCCCAUCGCGGCCUUGACAAUGCAGUACGGUGCGGCGGCGGAGCAAGCGUGGUACAUGCCAUCGGCGAUCGCGGCCGUGGCGGCUGCGCCCGAGACUGCCGAGGAGCGCGUGGAGCGGCUGGCUUCGGAGAGCGCCGUGGUGGUGUUCAGCGUGAGCAGCUGCUGCAUGUGCCACGCCGUGAAGCGGCUCUUCUGCGGCAUGGGCGUGCACCCGACGGUCCACGAGCUGGACCUCGACCCGCGGGGCCUGGAGCUGGAGCGCGCCCUGGCCGCCCUCCUCGGCGGCUCCGGCUCCGGAGCCGGAGCCGGAGGGGUCGUCCCCGUCGUCUUCAUCGGCGGCAAGCUCGUGGGCGCGAUGGACCGCGUCAUGGCCGCGCACAUCAACGGCUCCCUCGUGCCCCUGCUCAAGGACGCCGGCGCGCUCUGGCUCUGAGCUUAGCUAGCUGCUGCUGCUGCCUGCGCGCGCCACUGGCAUUGCUACUUGGGAGGGGCUAAUAGUAGGAUAGAUUGAUACAUCCACAGAGAUCAGUUAUAGAUCGAUCACUGCGUGUGCGUGUGUGCGUCAGUGCGUGUGUGAGAGAGAGUGAGAGGUUGGUGCUUUUUUUUACGACUACUGCCUCCGUCUUGUGUUUGAGCUUGCGUUGUGGGAGCUAAGCUAGCGCGUGCAUGCUUGCACUAUAUCGGUAUGUGUGUAGGGUGCUUGCUUGGUUCUACGAAGAGAUCUAGUGUUCAUCUCUUUGAUCCCAUCAACUAGUUUAUUUUGGUUUGCCUUGUUUAAUUAUGUGUAUUGCUCGACAUUUGGACCUAGCUAGACGUUUUCAUUUUCAUUGCCUUAAUUAAUGCUCACGUCAUGAAUGA